Messenger RNA from Naegleria gruberi, 1089 nucleotides. RefSeq lists its product as uncharacterized. Gene Ontology annotation, cellular component: intracellular anatomical structure. Lineage: Eukaryota; Heterolobosea; Eutetramitea; Acrasida; Naegleriidae. The record is from RefSeq and is a predicted model, not a curated record. The transcript has a single exon. Gene Ontology annotation, molecular function: NADP binding; FMN binding; NADPH dehydrogenase activity. Bases 1 to 1089 code for a protein of 362 amino acids.
AUGCCCUCCUCAGACACUCCAAUGUUAUUUCAACCUUACACAAUUAGAGGAUUGACUUUGAAGAAUAGAAUUGUAGUUUCUCCAAUGUGUACCUAUUCUAGCAAGGAUGGUUUUGCUAAUCUGUGGCAUGUGCAACAUAUUGGCAGUAGAGUGGUAGGUGGUGCUGGCUUGUUUAUAGUGGAGGCAUCUGCUGUUUCUGAAAUUGGAAGAAUUACUCCUCAUUGUUUGGGAAUUUACAAGGACGAACAUGUGGAAAUGUUGAAACAGAUUACGGAUUUAGCUCAUGAACAAGGUGGACAUAUUGGUAUUCAGUUGGCUCAUUCUGGGAGAAAAGGUUCAACACGUGCAUUGUGGGAAGCCCUAGGAAGAACUGCAUUAAGUGAUGAAGAAGGAGGAUGGGAAGUGGUUGGACCUUCUCCAAUUGCAUUUGAUGAAUCACAUAGAGUUCCGAGAGAGUUGACUGAAGAUGAGGUGGAAGAAUUGAUUGAAGACUUUGUAGCUGCUGCUAAGAGAGCUGUCUUGGCUGGUUUUGAUGUGAUUGAGAUACAUGCAGCUCAUGGUUAUAUGAUUAAUUCCUUCUUAUCACCAACAUCUAAUAAGAGAAAAGACAAAUUUGGUGGUUCUUUUGAGAAUCGUAUAAGAAUUCUAACUGAAAUUGUUAGUCGAGUAAGAAGUUGCAUUCCAGAGACAAUGCCUCUAUUUGUAAGAAUAUCAUGUGAUGAGUAUGUGAGUGAUGGUUGGGAUAUUGAGGAUAGUGUGAGGUUAGCUGAAAUUUUGAAAGAUUUGGGAGUUGAUAUAAUUGACUGUUCAUCAGGAGGUAAUUCAUCAAGAUUACUAUCCCAAGCUCUCAUGGCAUUUCCAAUGUAUCAAGUGAAAUAUGCAGAAAGGGUUAGACAAGUAAUGCCUGUGGCAGCUGUUGGUAAAAUUACUGAACCAGUACAAGCCAAUCAAAUAUUGACAGAAGGAAAAGCUGAUUUAGUAUUUAUUGGAAGAAAGGAUUUGGGUGAUCCAUAUUGGCCAAUCAGAGCUGCGAAGGAAUUGGGUUACGACAUUCCAAUACCUCCUCAAUAUAAAUUUGGUGUAUUCUAA